AUGGAUGAGUUGAGAGCAUUCAAGGAGAGCCUGAUGAAGUCUUUCGAAAUGACUGAUUUGGGUCUCAUGCAAUACUUCCUAGGUUUGGAAGUCAGGCAAGAGCUUAAUUCUAUCACUGUAUGCCAGACGAAGUAUGCUGAGGACCUUCUGAAGAGAUUUGGAAUGCAUAAUUCCAGAAGUUAUCCUACUCCUUUGAAUGUUAGGGAGAAGUUUCAAUUUGGUGAUAGUUCAGGCAAAGCUGAUGAAGAAAAAUAUCAUUGUAUGAUCGGAGGAUUGUUGUACCACACAAGACCCAAUCUCAUGUUUGCAGUAAGCCUGGCAUCAAGAUAUUUGCAUCACCCCUCCAAACAUCACAUGGGAGCUGUAGAGCGUGUGCUACACUAUGUGUCAGGCUCAGUUAACUUUGGAAUCAAAUAUAAGCAUGUUGAGAACUUCAAGCUUGAAGGGUAUGUAGAUUGUGACUCGACAGGUUGUGUUGACGACCGAUGA
Messenger RNA from Dioscorea cayenensis subsp. rotundata (Guinea yam), 489 nucleotides. RefSeq lists its product as uncharacterized. NCBI's taxonomy places the organism in Eukaryota, Viridiplantae, Streptophyta, Magnoliopsida, Dioscoreales, Dioscoreaceae. Bases 1 to 489 code for a protein of 162 amino acids. The record is from RefSeq and is a predicted model, not a curated record. The transcript has a single exon.